GAAGAAAAAUAUGGAAAGUUCAAUUCUUCUGGACUCUUCAGGCGAUUCUAGAGAAGCAAAACCACAGCCAGGUCCAAUCAAGAGGCGUCUUCGAUCAUCAACCUCACUGGUUUCUACCCCUAGGUCCAAAGUUCGCAGAAAAAAUGACCGUACAAGAGAAGUGACACCCUCUAGAUCACCAGGUUCUGCCAGCAUGAAGAUUCCUUGGGUGGUAUCUGAGAGUCCACAUGGCCUUGUCAUAGUAGAAACAAAGCAGUCUCCAGCACAUUCUAGGAAGAUGCCGGCCUGUGAAUCGACUGAAGCAGUUUGUUCUUAUACAGAUGAAACGAGUUGUAGUGCUGAUUCAACAAGUGCUGGGAGAAAGAAAAAGACAAAGGUUCGCCUGACCAAACGAAUGGAUGAUUGCUGCCUUGAGAGCAAAGACCUGAGCAAAAAUGGGCAAGCAAAAUCAAAGUCCACCAGAAGAAAGGUCUCCAAGCAAAAGAAGAUUGGCAGUAAUGGUGAUCUGCUUGCGAAACGCUCUACAUGUCAGAGAUCUAACACCAAGAUUGGAGAAAAUAUGCCCUUGCAGAAACCUUUGAGAUCUGAUGAUCAUCCAAACUAUUUCCUUAAAGACUCAGAGAAUUUGGAAAUUACUUGUGAAGUGAUAAGCCAUAAAUCCCAAGAAAAUUUUAAGGAAGAAGAUGGCAGUAUGAUUGUCAAGCAGCUUAUCCACCAGAGGAUUGAUGAGACUUUAAUAACUCAAAAUGACCCACAGAAUGAUACAUCUUCCAUGAAACCCUCUGUGGAUGUAGUUAUGUCAACAGAUAAUUCUCUAGCAAAGCAUCAACUGAUGGAAAAUGACACUCAGUGUGAUAUAGAAUCAACCACUGUGACAAAUACUGCAGCUGCUGAGGCAGCAAAAGCAGUAGGUGGGAUAUCACUGGUGCCUCUCCUCAAUUCCAAACACCAAGACUUUGUUUCAACAGUGUCUUCUCCAUGCACACUAACAAUGACAGUCAUGAAGGCAUCGUCGGGUCAGAUUAUUUCAUCGACAACCAUGCCAUCUAAAUACAACCCGAAAGCUUCAAAGACAAAAACGUCUGAUGAACUGAGGACACCCCAAAUAGCUUCUGGUAUUUCAGCUCCAUCUGUCGCAAGUGUUCCCAAAAAAGUGGCUCAGUGUAAUUACGUUGCCAGCUCAUCUACAGUUCCAACACCUUCCACAAUUAAAGCAGGCAAUGUCAUAACCACAGGACAACCAAUUCUUUCUUCAGAGGCAUUUCAGCUACAACCUGUUUCAUACCCUGGCUAUAAGCUUCUUGACAUCAGCUCAUCGGUACCUGUCACCAAGGAGCCAAAGCCAAAAAGAAAGCGAAAAUCUGGUAAAAAGAAAUCUCUUGACAAGAAAGCUCAGUCAGUGGAUUCAGGAAAGGAUUCUCAGUCACUUACAAUGGUGUCCAUCUCUACCAUUUCUUCUCCAACCAUCAGUGAAUCUUCAGCAGAUCACCCGGAUACUGACCAAACAAGAUCUGAUGUCAAGGACCCAUCGCUCAAUGAGAAGGGAGAGAAGAUCAAACGACCAAUGAAUGCUUUCAUGAUAUGGUCUCGCCAGCAACGUGCAAUCCUCGCUCGUCAAACGCCUGGGAUGACGAAUGCUGAGAUAAGUGUCAAGCUGGGUAUCAUGUGGAAUGAUCUUGACUACAACAUCAAACAGGAAUACUUUGAUGAAGCAAUCCAGCUGAAACUGCAACAUCGAAAAGAUCAUCCAGAUUGGGUAUACCAGCCCAGGCCUCACAAACGUCCAAGUCGUCGAAAACAUCUUGCUGUCCCCAUGUUUGGAGGUGAAAACCAGCCGAUGCCUUACAAUCAGAUGGUGCUGAUUAUGGCUGAUGGGCAGGAGGUACUAUGCCCAGCUAUACCUGUUCAGACUAGCCAAAGGCAUGGAUCCAUGAUGACCAUGCAAGGACCAGCCAAAACAAUCAAAGAUGUAAAGACAAAUACUAAAUCAAAUGAACUGGUUCCCACAGCUGUGACAAUAACUACUGAUAGCAAUGUGACUCCUAAGCCCACAGUGGAAGUUGUAGAGAAAAGAAAGAAUGCAGCUGAGACAAAAAAACAGACAAUGUCUAAGAUGCCUGCAGUUGUACACAAUGAAGAACAGGCCAUAUGCCAAUCAAAUCCCCAAGAAGGCAGCCAAGGAACUACAACUCAUGUCAGAAAUAUACAGAAUAGUAACCAGAACAACAAUCAACCAAAGCCACAGCUGCUGUUAGUCUUACCUGAUGGGAGGCAUGUCCUAUGUCCGCAAGCAUCAAACUCAUCAGCAGUAGAUGCAAAAGUUGAGAACAAGCCUGUUGGUUUAUCCAGUGACCAUUCAAUAGCUUCUGAGGAGAAAAUGCUUAUAAGAGUGAAGUCAGAGAAGGGUGGAGAGAGGAAAACUAUCAUUCCGCUCAAGGCGCUACCAGGUAUAGCUAAUGCAACCAAUCUUGAUCAGGUAACCGAAGUACACAAGGAUACAGCAAACCCAAUCAGCAAGACAGCAAUGCCACCAGUCAGCAUCCCAGAAGAACCUGUGAGUUCAGAAGAUGAUAAACAGCAUAAGACAACAGAGAGAGUGGAUAUGGCCACAAGGAUGUCAGUUCCAACCAUAAAGUCAGAAACAUCAGACAGUGAUCGUGCAGAAUUUAUGAAAACAGCAAUCAAUGCUCAGACGGCCCAGUGUGGUACUCCUGAUAUGAUGGCCAUGUCUAAGCCGGAGGCAGUGCCUGUUCCUCUUGCCACUUCUGCAGUAGGAAAAGUAGAGUUUUCAAAGGAAGGUGUUAAUCAGUCCGUUGCUAAAUUACCUAACCAAAUGGGGCUCCAGUUGUCAAACCUGAAUCGGCAGAGUCCUCUGAUGGAGAUGAAUUCCAUGCAGAUGCAACCAACCAACUUUCAAAUGCCAGUUCAACAUGUUGGCAAUUCCUCAUGGGAGAUCAUGGAUUCCUCAAGGCUACUCCCUGAUGUUCAGCUGGCUCAAGUUGGUUUUCAGCAAUCAGUAAACAAUCAAAUACCUAUGCAGCAUGUCCAUGGUUCCAUGAUUGGGACCAGAUCACAGCCUGAUGUUACAUUGGUGCCAUUCAACCUUCAGGGUUCUGUCAAUCAAGUGCCUAUUCAGCAACUUGGCAAUUCUUUCAAGGUGACUACAGAUCCAUCAAGACCUCAUUCCAAUAAUCCAUUGAUUCCACGAGGCCUUCAGGAGGCUGUUGCAAGUCAACAACCAGUUUGCAAGAAUACUGCUGUCCAGACAUUACAUGACUGGAGCUACAAUGUUCCCACUACCCAGUCACAUUCGUCUCAGUUUCCAAGUUCUGUCCUGAAGACUCAAUCAAUUGACAUGGUAUGGCACCCAGACACUAGGAUUCUUCAGCCUGCUAAUUUGUCAAAUAAAGGUACUUCCACUUCGUCCCUUUCCCAUUCGUUUUACUUCACGCCUAUUCCACAAGACCAGAGUUGUCAAGACACCUCUACUCUUCCACCAGUCUGUCCAAAAUCUCUACCUUCAACACUGGACAGUUGUACAGUCCCUUCAGUGACAGGAAACAUGAAGAAUAGUGAUCCUUCUGCUGUUGCCAUACCUACUCCACAGUUUUCGGACACUCCCGCCCUGUGUGAGAUCAACGAGUCCGAUCGUCUCCUGGAGAGUCUGGCCAUGAGUGGAGUGGGAAUCAGCGAAGAUGAAGCGGAAGAAACAGAAAACUUGUUCCAGCGAGUAAUGAGCAUGGUUUCGAACAACUAACAUCAUAAACUGGACAUGGUGGCUCAGAGGUAGAGCGCCCACCUCACGAACGGGAGGUCAUGGGUUCGAUCCCUGGCAAUACCAAAAACUUUUUUAAAUAGGAUCUUCUGCCUUCUCGUCAGGUGCUCUAUGUUUUAGAAUGGAGAAGGGUAGUAAUAAUAUUAUGUUAUGCAGGGCCCGGUGGAAGAGGAAUUCAUUAGAGCUGAAGUGGCUAUCUUGGGUAAAUAAGAAUGAUUAUUAUUAUUUCAUAAAAGUUCAGUUGCUUAAUAUAGUCAGUGAUGCCAGAAAUUUUUAGUCAAGCAGGGCUUUGUUUGUUCAGAAAGUUCCAGCACUCUCAAUACAAUACGAUAGAUUUAUCUAGGCCUUGCCACUUUAAGCAUUCCGUGUUAGGAAUGAUUUCUGUAUAAUGAAGAGUCAUUGUUUAGUUGUCAGAAAAUAACAGGCUCAAUAGUAAAAAUAACUUUUCCACUAAAAAUACCAUGAUACACUGUGAAAGGUAUGGUACACUGACUCAGUAGUAAAUUCAUAAUAGGCAGGUAGAAGCAUAGAAAACUAGGACAGUAAAAGGAAGUGAAUCUGCACAAUAAUUAUUGACCUUAAUAGGGUUAUUUCAAAUGCACACACUGCAUACAUGCAUUAUUGCAAGGUCUUGGAUUAUCUCCAAAACAAGUCAGAGACCAUGCGCUGUCCUUAUUCCCUUUAGAUGAUAAUUUUUAUUGAUCAUACAUGUAAGACAUGUAGACCCAUUUUCUAACAUAAGUGAAUUAUAAGCAUACAUGUACUGAAGCACAAUUGGUCCAAUCACAUAAUAAAGGGUAGAUUUGACUAACAAUCAUCACUCACAGUGAUGGAACUAUUGGUGUUUCGCUGAUCACUUCAGCUAAUUUGGUCAUUAUGCGUUAUAUUCCAUAUAUACGAAAAAAGGUAAGUGCAACUUGAUUAUUUUGUUCUAUUUUUCUCUCUCACAUGCAGUGACGAUUGCAACAGUCCUAGAUGUACGCGCGCAGUCAACACGCGUGCUACUAGUAAAACUUUAGGUAAAUUGAUAGUGCAAUGCCCCUCAAUUGUUUUGUUGUUAGGGUAAACAUCCUUUGUAAGCUCACAAUAAUCUUGCUGGAACAUGCGUGUAGUCAAACUUACAUGUGCCAGUAAAAAAACAUAGAUUAGAUUGAUUUUUUUUGGAAACAUUUUUUUUUUAAUGAAAAUUCUUUAUAGUAGAAAAGCAGUAAUAAUUCUUUUUUUUAAGUGGUUCCAGAUGUGGAACAUAAAUCAUAUAAUCGCCUCUUGAUUUCAAAUGACAAGGCAAACUGUGCAAGCUGGAUGUACUCACUAUAGCUACAUCCAGCUUGCUUCAGAAGUGAUAGAUUACCCAACAGCUUCACCAAGGAUGAUUAUUUGCUUACUAACAAGUGUAAGGAAUACCAUUACUAGGUUCCCAGGAAAUAGAUAUACAUAAUAUUAAACAAGCCUAUUGGGUACAUUUCUGACCAAUUUACUUGUGCUAAUUACAGGUUAGUAAUUGCAGUUGGUCCCGCAACAUUUUUGCUAGUGGUCAACCAGGAAAGGGUUGCUAAAUAUUGUGAUUAAUACUGGGUGUCUUGACUUUCACCAUGAUUGUUCUUGCAAACUCUUGUCAUAUUAAUAUGAUUUGACCCUUUCAAAAGAAAUUCUUUGAAAGUUGUAAAAGUCGCGUGUCUUGUUGACUUAGGCCAGGGAGAUAUUAUUAGUGCUUUAAUUCUUAAUAAAAUAAGGAUAUUUGUAAAUAUUUGCAGGUUAAAAUAUUUAACAUUUUGAUUUAUUUAGGAAUAUAUUGUGAUGUACCCUUUAAUUAUAAAAUAUUAUAGUUGUUCAUUUUCAUCAUUGUACAUAGAUUGGUUUCCGAAAUAGCUUCUUUUAACAUAUGAAAAACGUACAGAAAGUGUUAUCCUGCAUUCUUUUACAAUUGCUAUUCUAUUAUUUUCAUUGUAAAAUUCAAUGAUUUUGAAUUAUUUCAUGAUUCCAAAGUAACAAUUUACUUUUGUCAUAUUUCUAUAUCAUUGAAUGUAAAUUUUGAUUUGUGUUUUUUACUAUUUUCUAUAUUUUCUGUGUUUCAGGUUAUGUCAACAAAUUUGAAUUUAUCACAAUAUCUAGAAAUACAUUUUACUACACAUAUUACGGUUAAAACUUCUGAUUAAAUAAAAAUAAUUCUGUUUUUUUUUUGACGAACAGUGAUAGUCACUGCAAUUUUCCCUUUGAUGUAAUAUGAAUUCGCUGUGUAUGGUUACAUGUUUAAUUUUAAAUCAUGAUUCUAUCUUUAUCUCUUCAUCAAAUAUCUAUUCCUUCAUUCCAAGUCAUUUGCUCUUGCCUUUUGCCCUCCCCUACUUUCGUAUUUAAAACAGCUUUACAUUAUCAUAAGCUAAUGAUGAGAUUUUUAAAAUACUAUUUUUUAUCAUUUCCCUUUCCUUUAUAGUCAUCUACUUGUGUGUCUAUUCCCUCAUAACUGUAUUUGUAAAAUAUUAUAGGAUAAAUGACGUCUUCCUUUUUUUUCUGAUAGAAAUAUGAUAGGAUGUAACAUUUAUACAGUUUAGGAAGGCAACACAUUCCAUAAUGCUAUACUCGUCUUCCUCUGUAAAGUGUCUUACAAUUGACUGAAAUAUUGAAUAGACUCAAAUUUAGACAAUUAUGUAAAUAAGAACAAAGUGAUAUUAUUGCAUUUUCAAUUCACAUUUUAUUGCACAAAUAGAAACAUAUAUCCACAUUGGCAAAGAAAUAUAUAUCCACACUUGCAAAAAAAUAU
Molecule: messenger RNA, 6533 nt
Organism: Lytechinus variegatus (green sea urchin)
Lineage: Eukaryota; Metazoa; Echinodermata; Echinoidea; Temnopleuroida; Toxopneustidae
Exons: 8
Coding region: 11-3757 (1248 amino acids)
Biological process (GO): regulation of DNA-templated transcription; cell differentiation; anatomical structure morphogenesis
Molecular function (GO): RNA polymerase II cis-regulatory region sequence-specific DNA binding; DNA-binding transcription factor activity, RNA polymerase II-specific
Source: RefSeq, a predicted model, not a curated record